This is a messenger RNA of Gymnodraco acuticeps, 2164 nucleotides long. Its product is annotated as guanine nucleotide-binding protein-like 3. The transcript is spliced from 15 exons. NCBI's taxonomy places the organism in Eukaryota, Metazoa, Chordata, Actinopteri, Perciformes, Bathydraconidae. Bases 95 to 1786 code for a protein of 563 amino acids. The record is from RefSeq and is a predicted model, not a curated record. Gene Ontology annotation, molecular function: GTP binding. Gene Ontology annotation, cellular component: nucleolus.
CGCUGACAAAAGCGGAAAUGACGUAGCGUCAAACUUGCGCACUGCUCCACGUGUGAGAGCAGAAAAAGCACAUUGGCAGAUCUACAGCUCCACCAUGAAGCGACCAAAGUUAAAGAAAGCAAGCAAGCGGGUGUCAUGCUCCAAACGCUAUAAAAUACAGAAAAAGGUCAAGGAUCACACCAGAAAACUAAGAAAAGAGUUAAAGAAGAAAGGAGGAGCAAGCAAAAGGCCUAAGAAGGAUCUCGGCGUGCCCAACAGCGCUCCCUUCAAAGAGGAGGUCCUCCGCGAGGCCGAGCAGAGGAGGCAAGAGAUUGACGAAAUAAAAGACAAAAAAAAACAAGCAAAAAAAGUGGAGCGGGCCCAGAAGAGAAAAAGGGAGAAAGUUACCGGGAAAAAAGAAACGGAACCCAAAGCCAAGAAGCCUCUACAGGAAGUGGUUGUCGAACAGCCAGAGAAAGAGCCCGGCCCAGACAAGGGCUCAAAACAGUACCUUUGCUCUGAAUUAAAUAAGGUAAUUGAUGCAUCUGAUGUAGUAAUAGAAGUGCUUGAUGCACGUGAUCCAAUGGGGUGCCGGUGUCCACAGCUGGAGGAGGCGGUGCUGCAGAGGGGAGGCAACAAGAAACUGCUGUUGGUUUUAAGCAAAAUAGAUCUGGUACCAAAGGAAAAUGUGGAGAAGUGGAUCCAGUGCUUACAGCUGGAGUUUCCAGUUGUGGCGUUCAAAGCAUCACAACAGAUCCAGGACAAAACAGUGCGAGCCAGGAAGAGCAGGAUAGUAGCCUCCAAUGAAGUCCUGGACAGAUCCCGAGCAGCAGCCUGCUCUGGAAACGGCUGUCUCAGCGAAUUCCUGUCAAAUUAUGCUACUAAAACAGAGAAUGAGGCUCAACUCAAAGUGGGCGUAGUAGGUUUUCCUAAUGUGGGAAAAAGCAGUCUCAUCAACAGUAUGAAGGGGAUCCUCGCAUGCAAUGCUGGAGUCAAGAGAGGCAUCACAAAAUCCAUGCAGGAGGUGCACAUCCUGAAGAACGUGAAGCUAAUAGACAGCCCUGGCAUCAUGGCGGCGCCGUCCAACCCGCCAGCCUCCAUGGCUCUGAGGAGCCUGCAGGUGGAGGAGGGGGGUGUCAGCGCGCAUGAGGCGGUCCGGACUCUGCUCAAACAGUGUGACCACAGCCAGAUCAUGCUUCAAUAUAAUGUCCCCGACUUCAGAAACUCCCUGGAGUUUUUGACGUUGUUGGCCAAGAAGCGUGGAUAUCUUCAGAAGGGGGGGAUCCCCAACGCAGAGCAGGCGUCCACGGCUUUCCUCGAUGACUGGACAGGAGCUAAGCUAAGCUAUCACUGCAAGGCAUCGGAGAACCACGACCUCCCAGCCUACAUGUCCGCUGCUGUUGUGGCUGAGAUGCAGACCGGCUGGGAUCUGAACAGUCUAAAAACAGGCAACGAGGGAACUCUGAAAGAUGUAAGAUGUCCAAGCCAAGCCGGCAGUAUAGGCUUAACUUCUAAGGGCCCGACUGCAGGCCUACUGAGGGUUGAGGACGUCACUGAGGAAAAACCCCUGCUGAGAGUUGUUGAAAUCUCUGUAAGAAAACCUGCUGAUGCAUCCUCAGAGAGAGCAGAGCAGAAUGAUGAGAAUCAGCCUGAACAGACUCCAGAGGAGGCAAAUGGGACACAAGCAGAGGAGCCUCCUAUUAAAAGAAACCCAGGCCGUGUGCAGUUUGAGUCUGUCCCCGUAGACAUGAGCGUCUCUGCGGCUUCAACAGGAGACGCCUAUGACUUCAACACAGACUUUAACUGAGCUCUGCCUUCUUUGUGUGGAAGACAUGCAGACCUUGAUAUGUCGGCAUUCAAGGACAAGCUGACUGCAAGGCGGACUGUUGGGGUGCCUUUGACCACAAAAUGUCAGGCAAAGUUGAUUCAGAAUGAUUUUGAAGUUUACGUGGUUUUGCCCCUUCAAUUCUGAAUCUGGAAGAAACUGGGACCGUGUCCAGAUGAGGACUGACCUUCUUUCAGUUGUUUAGGACAAACGACUGCCCAGCAAAUAGACGAAAAUAUUCCCACACGCGUUCUCCCAGAUGUUGUCUUAAAUGUCCAGAGGUCAUUUGUAAUAAUAUUCAUGCUAAAUAUUGUAUAUAGACGAUGUACUAUAAAUGUAAUAAACCCUUUACAAAGCCUA